GGGCCCGCCGAGCUCCCGUGCUGCUUCCCUGGGCCGCUGCCCGAAUGCACCCCUCGCCUGCUGGUGCCAUGAUGAGGGGCGGUGGAAUUGGGCUGAUUUCCCUUUACCCCGCCGUGAAACCCGCCUUCAGCUGAGGCUCGUAUGUCCCCGUGUCCGGAGAUGGCGAUUUGGGCAGCCGGCGCCGGGUUCUGCGCAGUGGGGGAGCCCCGGGUUGUUGCGAGGAAAUGGCUCUUGAAGUUAAAUGAGGGCGGAUAGAACACAUAAAUGAAGCAGAAGCUGCUCUUCGUGUGUUAGGGCUAUAUCACACCGCAAGCACUGCUGAUCAGCCAGAUUUGGUGACUUGUCAUAAUGAAGAAAAUCAGUCUCAAAACAAUUCGCAAGUCCUUUAACUUAAAUAAAAGUAAAGAUGAAAGUGACUUUGUAGUGGUUCAGCAGCCAUCAUUAAGUGAAUUUGGAAAAGAUGACUCCUUGUUUGGCAGCUGCUAUGGUAAAGAUUUGGCUAGCUGCGAAGUCAAUAGUGAAGAUGAAAAAGGAGGCAAAAAUAGAUCAAAAAGUGAAAGUUUAAUGGGUACGUUAAAAAGGAGGCUUUCAGCAAAACAAAAGCAGAAAGGCAAAGGCAGCACUCCAUCUGUAAGCUCUGCAGAUGAUGACACAUUUUCUUCCUCAUCUGCUCCAAUAACCUUCAAAGAUGUGCGAGCUCAAAGACCUCUGAGAUCCACUUCCCUCCGUAAUCACCAUUACAGCCCAACUCCGUGGCCCCUCCGACCUACAAAUUCAGAAGAGACUUGCAUCAAAAUGGAAGUGAAAGUCAAGGCCUUGGUCCAUUCCUCUAAUCCAAGCCCAGCACUGAAUGGUGUUCGAAAGGACUUCCAUGACUUGCAGUCAGAAAAUGUGUUCCAGGAACAAACCAAUGCAUUAAAAAAUACGGAAUCUCAGAACGGGGACUUGCAUCUUCAUAUUGAUGAACAUGUGCCUGUAGUUAUUGGAUUAAUGCCUCAGGACUACAUUCAGUAUACUGUGCCUUUAGAUGAGGGAAUGUAUCCUUUGGAAGGAUCACGUAGUUACUGUCUGGAUAGUUCCUCACCCAUGGAAGUUUCGACUGUUUCUUCUCAAGUGGGGGGAAGUGCUUUCCAUGAAGAUGAGAGCCAAGUGGAUCAGGAUGUAGUCGUUGCACCAGAUAUCUUUGUGGACCAGACAGUGAAUGGUUUGUUUAUUGGUACCACAGGAGUCAUGUUGCAAAGCCCAAGAGUUAGUCAUAGCGAUGUCCCUCCACUCUCACCUUUGCUACCUCCAAUGCAGAAUAAUCAAAUCCAAAGGAACUUCAGUGGAUUAAAUGGCACAGAUGCCCACGUGGCUGAAAGUAUGCGCUGCCAUUUGAAUUUUGAUCCUAACACUGCCCCAGGAGUUGGAAGAGUUUAUGACUCUGUACAGAAUAGUGGUCCUAUGGUUGUGACGAGCCUCACAGAAGAACUGAAAAAACUUGCAAAACAAGGAUGGUACUGGGGCCCCAUUACACGCUGGGAGGCAGAGGGAAAAUUAGCUAAUGUGCCUGAUGGCUCGUUUCUCGUUCGGGAUAGUUCUGAUGAUCGUUACCUUUUAAGUUUGAGUUUUCGUUCCCAUGGAAAAACUCUUCACACUAGAAUUGAACACUCAAAUGGUAGGUUUAGUUUUUAUGAACAGCCAGAUGUGGAGGGACAUACGUCUAUAGUUGACUUAAUUGAACAUUCAAUCAGGGACUCUGAAAAUGGAGCUUUCUGCUAUUCAAGAUCCCGGCUGCCUGGAUCUGCAACUUACCCAGUGAGACUGACAAAUCCAGUAUCCCGGUUUAUGCAGGUGCGCUCUUUACAGUACCUGUGUCGUUUUGUAAUACGUCAGUACACCAGAAUAGACCUGAUUCAAAAACUGCCUUUGCCAAACAAAAUGAAGGAUUAUUUACAGGAAAAGCACUACUGAAAGCUUACGGGAAUCUUGCAUCUUGCACUUUGGGAACAACAACAACAAAAAGAGAUUGAAUUACAGUUUACAGACUUUCAUUAUUAUCAAAAUCUUUUGCUGCCAUAAAAAUAUUUCAUUUUUGUCUGUAAAAGAAAAUUAAUGCUUUUGAAUUUAUGU
Molecule: messenger RNA, 2112 nt
Organism: Ficedula albicollis (Collared flycatcher)
Lineage: Eukaryota; Metazoa; Chordata; Aves; Passeriformes; Muscicapidae
Gene: SOCS6
Product: suppressor of cytokine signaling 6
Exons: 2
Coding region: 349-1953 (534 amino acids)
Biological process (GO): phosphatidylinositol phosphate biosynthetic process; protein ubiquitination; regulation of growth
Cellular component (GO): phosphatidylinositol 3-kinase complex
Molecular function (GO): 1-phosphatidylinositol-3-kinase regulator activity
Source: RefSeq, a predicted model, not a curated record